GGAUUUUAAAAAUGAUGGGCAAUGUCAUGCAUGUCAUGUGGUAGGAUUUUAUGCCUCAAGAGAAGACUGCAGAAAAAGGUUUGAGGAACAUGGAGAAAUACCAUGCCAACAUUGCAAAAGUUGUAUUGAUUGCUGGUAUUAUUUUUCAAGAGUCACAUGCUGGGGCAGCGCUGAAGGACAGCUGGGGUGACCCUGGAAAUACAUUUGGUUUAGCUGAUAAACAGUACUGUAAGAUUGACAAGUCAUGGGACACUGAAGAGUACUUACCAUGAGACACAGAGAUUUUAUGCAGAUUUAUAAAUUCAGAAAAAAUUCCCAUCUUAGACAAAGGAACAGGACCUCAAAGUCCAACUACAGUAGUAACAUGUCUGAGGUUAUUAAUGUGGGUAGGCAUGAAGGAAUAUGCACACAAGGAAACAGUCAUAAAACUGAAGACAUUAGCAAAAUACAGCAAGGGGACAAUGAUCACCAAGUCUGGAUUAGCACCUCUGUUUACGUGUUUCUUUCACUCUCAUUUCAGGUGGGAUAAUGCAGAAGCUAACAAUAUCCAGAACUACAACAAACUGGAUACUGGCACAACACACAACCAUGUCAAUAACGUGGAUGCAAGAGCCAAUUUUUAUAAGAGAAUUGGAUAUUGAGAUCUCUGAAUAAUGAUUAGAGUCACUGAUUCAUACUUUGCUUCUAAUUAAAAACAACCUGGAUUUCUCCCUCAGAAAUAGUAAGAAUGGGGGGAGCAAUGAAGCCAGAAACAAGUACAAGAUUCCAACGGGGUUUUUUUUUCAGCUAAGGUUAAAAAAGUAACUUAAAAGAUAACACUGCUAAUAAUCCAAACUGCGACCUAUCACUUGCCAUUUUUUAGCUUACUUCAGGAGAAUAUUCAGAUUUUUCACCUGUGCCUGCAGUUUCUCAAGCAGCAGAUUAUUGUUGCAUGAAAGUUAUAACACUGCUUAACAAGAUUUUAUCUGCCUUGCAUCUUAUCUGCCAAUACCUCUGUCUAACAGCAGUACAAAACAGCAGUGCAGGAUGUUCAGAGAGCUGUCCCUGCCCUGAGGUCUUCAAGAUGCAGAGGUUUUCAAGACCCAGCUGGAUAAACUACUGAGUAACCUAGUCAGCACUUGCCCUGCAUUGAGCAGGAGGUUGGACUAGAGACCUAUGAGGUACCUCCCAACCCGAAUUUUGUGAUCAUCUUAUGUCAGUCUGUUCCCUGCACAAAAAGUCUGUUUGUUCCCUGCUUCAUAAAGAUCUACACAGAGCAUUGACAAAGCUUCA
Molecule: messenger RNA, 1272 nt
Organism: Pseudopipra pipra
Lineage: Eukaryota; Metazoa; Chordata; Aves; Passeriformes; Pipridae
Gene: LYG2
Product: lysozyme g2
Biological process (GO): defense response to Gram-positive bacterium; peptidoglycan catabolic process
Cellular component (GO): extracellular region
Molecular function (GO): lysozyme activity
Source: RefSeq, a predicted model, not a curated record